Molecule: messenger RNA, 663 nt
Organism: Malassezia japonica
Lineage: Eukaryota; Fungi; Basidiomycota; Malasseziomycetes; Malasseziales; Malasseziaceae
Exons: 4
Coding region: 1-663 (220 amino acids)
Biological process (GO): intra-Golgi vesicle-mediated transport; endoplasmic reticulum to Golgi vesicle-mediated transport
Cellular component (GO): cytosol; cis-Golgi network membrane; TRAPP complex
Source: RefSeq, a predicted model, not a curated record
AUGGCGUCCGCAAAGCAAUACAAGACGCUGGGCGAGGACCUAUGGAGACAAAACACAGACAAGGUCAAUUCCGAGCUGUUUACCCUCACUUAUGGCGCGCUCGUCGUCCAGCUAAUCAAAGACUAUGAAGAUUACGAACAGGUGAACAUUCAACUGGAGAAAAUGGGCUACAAUAUUGGGACACGCCUCAUCGAAGACUUCCUUGCGCGGAGUAACUUGCCGCGGUGCACGGAUAUGCGGGACGUCGCAGAAGCUGUCAGCAAGGUCGGUUUCAAGAUGUUCCUCAACAUUGUCCCGACAGUCACCUUUGGUCAAGGUGGCUCAACGGCCCCCGGCCAAAGUGCAGAGGCCAACCCCGGUACGCCUCAGGCGAGCGCGCCGCCGCCCGCAUCCGAUGCUGCUGCCCCUGGCUCCAAAGAGUUCUCGCUCAUCCUGGCGGAGAACCCUCUGGCGGAGUUUGUUGAGCUUCCUCCCGAGGUUCUUCGUGGUGGGCUGUGGUACUCGAAUGUGUUGGCCGGUGUGCUGCGUGGUGCCCUAGAGAUGGUCCAAAUCCAGACGCAAGUGACGUUUGAGUCCGACACACUGCGCGGCGAUGAAACGACCGAGCUCCGCGUGAGGCUCAUCCGCUACUUGGAUGAGGAGGCUCCUCCCGCUGACGACUAG